UGUCUCGGUAUCCCGGCCCGGGCUCCUGCUCCGGCGAGGGAAAUGAAGUUGGAAGCCAGGUGUGGUGCAGCCAGCUCAGAGGUUCCUAAGCCUGAAAACAAGGCCACAUUCAGACGGGCUGAAUCAGGGCCUGAGGCCAAGGCCAAGCCCUUGGGGGCCAACCCCAGGUCCAGAUCGCGGCCUGACGCCAAGGCCAAGCCUUUGGUCUCCGUGGGCACAGAACGGGAUUUUGAGGAGGUGCUGGCCAUCUCGGGGGGCAUCUCCAGUGACCUUGACCACUACGUUCCCAGCCACUACCACAGCCGGCUCCGGGAUCCCGACGGCACCGUGGUGCUGGCCAAGCGCGUCGGCCCUCAGAUCGUUCUGGAGUCGGUGCCCUUGAUCGACGCCAGGGAGACCGUACUGGUGGAGGGGCUGCGCGUGGCGCCCAGGGAGCGCGGCAAGGGCGUAGCGCGACAGCACCUGGGGGUCAGGGUGGCACAGCUCACGCGGGACAACCCUGGGCCCCGGGAGCUGAAGAAAUACCGCCCAAUCACGCAGCAGGUGAGAAGGACCCGGGAGCUCAGCCAGGGCCCUACACCGACCUCGCCCCUCCUUGGGGAUCCAGGCACAUAUUCAGAGGCACGCCUCCUGCUGUCGCCCUCCGCACAGCGCGACGAGCUUCGAGGGACCAUUAUCCAGGACUGGCAGCCCUACCGGCCGAGGGAAAGCAGCCCGCGCCCGCUGGCGGCCAAGGCCUGGAGGGCGCGUGGACAGCCCCGCGUGCUCACGCUGUGCACGCGCCCCUUUCCCAUCUCGCAUGGUGGUGACGGCACGUGGCGCUACCUCAACAUCAGCGCCUUCGGCAGCGAUGACGCGCAGGUGCAGAGCCAGCUUUUGCGGCAUCUGCAGCCCCAGGCCCCGCGCCUCGCCGGCCUCAUCGUCAUGUGCCGGCUUUUCCUAGCGCCCCAGUUAUGGUCACAGCUGGCUGACUUCUGCCAGGCCGGCCGGGGGCUCGAGCUGGUCAAGGGUGAUACGGAGCAGCAUCUGCUGGAGGCCGCCAUCUAGGGUGUGUCCUAUCGGAGGGGACAGAAGCAGCACUUUAGAUCUGCCGAAAGCCCCUACCCCUUCUGUUCGCAAGCUCCGCCCCCUGCCCCUGCUCUCCGCGGUCGGCUCUGAAGCCUCGCCUUACUCGCAGCGCCCUAACUUUUUACCCUGACUUCUCUGGCGCGCCCCGAAGCUGUUGCCCACGCCUUGAUCCAAACCACCGGGUUUGGGGGAGGCCCUUGCGCUGAGAUUGUCCACCCUUUCCCCCUUACUGGCCGAAGAAUGGGUUCCAUCCCAGACUUCAGAGCCUUUCCUUGUCCGCCGCCUGGCCUGACAGUGAAUUCGGCCCUUCUUGGCUUCUCCCUUCUGCCCCCUCGCGGAUGGGAGCGGGCAGAAGGAUAUGCUAUGCCCAGCUGCUCAACACGUAUUACUUUUCUUCCCCCCGCCCUUUCUCAAGCUCUCGGAGCUUGCCCAGCACUCUCCUCCUUGCCUCCCUCUCGGCCUCCUGCCCUUCUCCAUCACUAUCCUCUCCCUCUUUCCCUCUGUGUCCCCACCCUCCUAGACACUUAGCUCCCCGUGGCCCAUUUGUCUGUUCCUCCAUUCCUCUUCCCCAUGACCUUUUCAUCACUCACCCCGUUUGCAAUACGGAGCCUGUCAAUGAACUGGAAUUAUAAUGCCCUGUUGACCCUCCAGGGACGCAUCUUUCCAAGCCUCCCGCCUCUAACGGGUUUCCUCCAACUUUGCACGAUGUUGCUAUGCCAGAGGCCCCCUUCCCA
Neogale vison (American mink) is the source of this 1802-nucleotide messenger RNA. It is a transcript of the gene NAT16, whose product is annotated as N-acetyltransferase 16 (putative). The record is from RefSeq and is a predicted model, not a curated record. Lineage: Eukaryota; Metazoa; Chordata; Mammalia; Carnivora; Mustelidae.